CGGGGUGAUUGAUUGAUUUGCAUGGCUUCUCUUCACAAGGCUUUCGAUGGAACUGUCAAGAGGCACCCAUUUUUCUUCGCGCUGCUCAUACUGGGAGCCGCGUUUGGAAUCGCAUGGAGGCUGAUUCUUCGUCCUCGACCACUUCACGUCUCUCUCCAAGAGAUUGACAUCUACCAGUGGAAUCUCACGCUUGGAACUUUCAACAAGAAUCAGAAUUCGAUCGUCUCCUCCUCCUCCAAGCUCCAGUUCCACGUAAGAAAUCCUUCCUUUUGCUGGAAGAUCGACGUCAAAGAGGCUCAAAUACGGCUCUCGCUCCUCACUGCACACUUCAAGCUCCCUCUUGCCACUGGUAAGGUAGAGUUCUUCCCAAAAACCAUCUUUUCCUUCUGGCAAAGUUCUCUUCUGUCAAGAACUUCUCUUCGAUCGCAGCUAGGGGGAUUUAUCACUGGAGCACGCAAGCAACAAGUGGUAAGAGCUUACGUUAUCGGUGAUAGAGUUCCCCUGUUCUUCGACUCCAAAUACAUGCCACUCCAAGGCUCGCCUUUCAAGCUCCUUUUCGAGGCCGAGCUUCGUUCCAAGCCGCGAUCAAAGUGGUUCUGGGUGCCUUUCGACUACAAGCACCAAUUCGAGUGCCAACUUAGCUGCUCGAUCAAGGAGCUGAGCCAAGGGAGAACCAAGCUUGUGAUUCAAAGUAACUUGUGUGAAGAAAUCUGGCGAUGAAGUUCUAAC
Molecule: messenger RNA, 729 nt
Organism: Selaginella moellendorffii
Lineage: Eukaryota; Viridiplantae; Streptophyta; Lycopodiopsida; Selaginellales; Selaginellaceae
Exons: 2
Coding region: 22-720 (232 amino acids)
Source: RefSeq, a predicted model, not a curated record